UGCUUUAUCCAGCGUAAAAAUUGGUUGAUCGCAGAUCGGUGAGAUGUUGGCGCUCAUUUUCCUCUUUCUGAAUUUGUUUUUCGAUCGUCGAACCGGUCGAACGUCGAUCCUUACCGAAGUUUCAGCGGCUCUGCGAGUGAAGAUUAAUUCAAAAUUUUAAGUAAUUUAAAGUCUCGUAGAUAGUCUCGAUCGUUGGACGUUUAUCGUGCACAGCCGGUCAGCCGUUGUCGACAAGACUGCUUGCGCCAGCCUCGGCUGUCUCCGUUUUCGACUUUCAGCUUUCAGCGGUGGUUGUGCGCUGUGGUUAGAACGAGUUGAGAAACCCUGCGGAUAGCGGAUACGAUGGCUUUGCUGGGAACAAUUAUGACUCCUCGAACCGAUUCGAAAAUUCGCGCUAGAAUUCUAGCUUACAAACUGAGAAAUAAGCCGGCCGACUUCAAGGAUAUCCUUCGAGAGCGUUUCAGGUCGAGAAUAAAGCUAAACAGAAGUUCGCUACUCGACCGAAUGAGACGGUCGGACAAGACGAGCGCCAGCGCCAGUGCCAGUGCCAGCGAUGGUUUUCAAGACACUCUGUGCGCUUAUUUGUACGACGAGUUGGGCGAAUUUCAAGAUUCUUCGGAAUCGCUAGCCUGUCCCAACGACGAUUCGUCAUCAUGCGCCGCCGACGUCGACGCCGUUAACGAUAAGAACAGUUUCGAUAUCGAAAGGGAAAUUGAAGUAAUGAAACAGAUAGAAGACGAACUUAUAGAAGAGCAAUUAAAUUGGAUAUUGGAGGAGUACCGUAAAGCCGAAGAAGAGCAAUUUUUCGAGCCAACACCGAAACUCGUAUGUUGCCCGGUUUGUCAGGAAGGUUUUCUGCAAAUAGCGAAAGGAAAGAACCUUAUAACGUGCGCUCGAUGUCCGAUAGAAUUGUACACGAGUCUCUCGUUGGAGCAAAUCGAAUCGGCUGCCAAUCAAACGGUGAACGAGCACGCCACCUACUGCCACAGCAAACCUAAUUUCGCCGUCAUGAGCGAACCUUAUUUCAACGGAUUAUUCGUCAUUUGUAGCGUAUGUUCGUUGUUUAACGCGUUGAGCUGACGGACGGACGGGCGGACGGGCUACGCUACGAGAUUAUCGCGUUCACUCGGUUUUAACGUACCGUUUGUCUCUCGAGUUACCCGAGUAACAUACUCGUACGUUAAUCGGCGAUCGGCGUAGCUAUUUUCGUCUUCGCUACGCUGUGCUGUGCUGCGCUACCGCGGUAAUCUUUUCAUUUUGAAUUUUCGAUUCGAUACACCAUACGAGACGCAACGCAACUUAACGUUAAGAAGGUGAUCAAGUACCAGUAUCGUUUGCAGUGCGGGCCAGACCACCAACUUGGAGUUACCCGAUGUAUUUCGUUAACGCGCGGUAUAAAAUCUUACUAUCUACGAAAUUUCAAUUUCCGUUUGUUUUCGCGAUCGCGAUACGAUCGGCGCGUUUUUCUAAACCGUAAAAAUUUCCCAUCCGUUGACGCAGAAUGAGCGAAUGCCUACGGGCUACGUGACGAGCCGUCCGAAAUGUCUACUAAAAUUGCUGGCGACAUUUUUUCCCCCUCAACUUACUUACCUUUAUUUUGCGCGUAGAAUUGUCGCGUGUUUUGGUUUAAUUUUUCGUUUUGCAAAUUCCGAGUCGUAUGUUUUGUUUUUCACGAAGGGUCGAAGGCGCGUAAUUAUAAGUACUUGUAGUUGUAGCUAAAUAGCGAAUACCCUAGGGAAACGUAAUGGAUGUUGGAAAUGAAUAGGCGCACCGCGUUCGACGAUAUGAUUUAUAUUCUCAUUCUCAGAUUCGCAUUUGUUUAUUAAUACAUAAUUACGAAGCUUACGAAAUAUAUAUAUAUUACAAACGCGG
Messenger RNA from Planococcus citri (citrus mealybug), 1872 nucleotides. RefSeq lists its product as uncharacterized. The transcript has 5 exons. The record is from RefSeq and is a predicted model, not a curated record. NCBI's taxonomy places the organism in Eukaryota, Metazoa, Arthropoda, Insecta, Hemiptera, Pseudococcidae. The coding region runs from base 343 to 1080 and encodes 245 amino acids. Gene Ontology annotation, biological process: protein import into nucleus. Gene Ontology annotation, cellular component: nucleus.